GGAAGUAUGUGGCCUGUUUGGCAAAUGCUGCUCUACAUGACAGCGUGAACUUCACAACACACUCAUUCGACCGGCUGCUCCUCGACUUGAUCAGCUAAACCUUGCUGGCAGCAUGAGAGCAGUAUUAUGACUACGGCUUUUAUGAGAGAUACUGCAACCUGGAAUAGCAUGCCUAGCAUUUAAAGUUCUGAAAGAGCUUUGACGGAAUUAGAGAGCGCAAUGGGAAAUACCAUGAAAACACCAAGAGCCUCCGAAGAGACAAAUGUGCCGAGCCAAAUGGGUCAAGAGAGUGAUUUCCUUGCUGUCCUCUAUGACUAUCCUUCGUCAGACAUAAGUCAACCUAUAUUUCAUGUAGGGGAAAAACUACGUGUGCUAUCAGAUGAGGGAGGUUGGUGGAGAGUCCAUUCCCUUACAACAGGUCGAGAAAACUAUAUUCCAGGAAAAUAUGUAGCAAAGGUUUACCAUGGCUGGUUAUUUGAAGGGUUGGGAAGAGAAAAAGCAGAGGAACUCCUAUUGCUACCCAACACCAAGGUCGGCUCCUUCAUGAUCAGAGAGAGUGAAACUAGGAAAGGGUUAUAUUCCUUGUCAGUGCGGCACAGGCAAGUGAAACAUUACAGGAUCUUCCGCCUUCCAAAUAACUGGUAUUACAUCUCUCCACGACAAACCUUUCAGUGCCUUGAAGACCUUGUGAAUCACUACUCAGAAGUUGCUGAUGGUCUCUGCUGUGUCCUUACAACACCUUGUCUUACCCAGUGCACUAACAACAGUGUAAUGAACCAAGUUCCUCCUGUGGUGAUGCGGAAUAAAAACUUUAACUGGAGAAAUAUUCACAGGCUGGAGGUGACUGAAAAUACUGAAAGCACCCUGGCAGCAAUGGAUGAUUCUUGUCUUAGCUAUGGAUUGAGAGAAAGUAUCGCUUCCUACCUCUCCUUAACAGGGGAUGACAACACUUCUUUUGCCAGUGCCAGAAAGAAGAAAGCCCAAUCUUUUAUAUACACAGGGUGCAAACGCAAGAGUACCCUUCACUUGCCACCUACAUACUAUGAAGACUAAAUGUAAGACAACCAGGAGGGCGAAACUGAGGAGUUAGAAGAGAAACCCAGAGCAUCCUGUGGUCCUGCAGCCCUUCAACAGCCAAGAGGCAGAAGCACACCAGCUGAUGAUCAAACACUGGCAAUGCUUCUGAAUAUUAACCAGAGACCUCCUUAAGGAUGCUAUCUCAGCCACGGCAUAUGCUGGGAACAUCCCCAGUGCACCUGAUACUAGAACCUGGUCACAAGCAGGGUAAACUGAGUUAGACUCUAAGUCAAAAGCCAAGUGAGGCAGAUGACUCUUCACCAAGGGUGAUGUCCAGCACUGUACAAAGGUGACUGCAUAGCGAAGGACUGACUACAGCUCAAGAGCUUAAAUUAAGUCUUACUCUGGUAUUCUCCACAAUGCUGAAAACCAUCUUUACAGAACUACCUACAUUGAAAAAAUGAACCUUUUUCUUCUCCAUAAGGAGAAGGUAGUGGCCUGUAGUGUCACAAAGUGGUCAUAAAAUUAAGAACAGGAUUAACUCACUGAGAAAAGCAGUUCUUGUUUAGCCCUGAGCUGAGAGUACAAGCAAAAGCCUAACUCAGCUGCUCAUAAUCUACCAGAUAUAAAACAGAGAACAAAGAGAUUUUUAAUUGAAAAUAAAAUGUAUAUUUUGCAUAUAUAUAUAUGUUAGGUAUACUUAUACAUACCUAACUGCAAAGGUAGGCUUGUAAAGGUGUGAACUUUCAUGUGUAGAAGACCAGAUUUUAACCUCAUGUCCAGAAGGCAGCCCCAUAUUUAUGUACAAUAUUUAUAUUAAUAGCAGCUUUUUAAAUAAUUAAACUAAGAGAGUAAAUCAGCAACAGUGGAUGUUAGAGUUUUCUGAACUUCCUGUCUAAAGAAAGUUACGUGAAAUAGUAAUGACACAUUUUAUCAAACUUCUUAAAGAUUUGUAACUGGGUUAUCUGAAAUUUCACAAAUUAGAGAAUUUUUCUAUAUAUAUGUACCCUUAAAGAAGCAGUUAGCAUGGUCCUUUGAACCUGACUUGGCAUUGAUUUCUAAAUCAAGUAGUCACAUCUCCGGGUGUAAAAUGCUGCAAUCCAUGUUCUUGAGUCAAGAUCUUUCCAAUCUAAUAUUAUGUCAUACCUUUUUGCACAGAUUUGAGUAAUGAAGGUUUCAAGAGAGAUGGAAUUGGAUUUAUAUAUAUAUGUUCUCUGUAAAUACUUCUUAGCACAAAUGUGUGCCCUUUAGAUCUUGUAACAGAUCAUUUGCACUAGCAAGAGAGAUUCAGACAUCAAAAUAGUUCACAGCCUGUUUAAACAUAUUUCAGAACUUAUAGGAUGAAUGUAAUUUGUCUGGUAAACAUUGAAAACCACAAAGCAAGAUGAACUCAGGAACUCUAGGUGUUUGUAUGAUCCCAUUGCUGUUACUGAUCAUCAAUAUGUUAUGGUGACUGCGUUUUACCCAGUGAAAUAUUAUAUGGGGAGCAUUACAGAUUCUUAAGUCAUGACUUGUAUUUAUUCAUUAAAAUAAUAUCCAGUAGU
Molecule: messenger RNA, 2561 nt
Organism: Strigops habroptila (Kakapo)
Lineage: Eukaryota; Metazoa; Chordata; Aves; Psittaciformes; Psittacidae
Gene: SLA
Product: Src like adaptor
Exons: 8
Coding region: 220-1053 (277 amino acids)
Molecular function (GO): protein binding
Source: RefSeq, a predicted model, not a curated record